Molecule: messenger RNA, 372 nt
Organism: Heterotrigona itama
Lineage: Eukaryota; Metazoa; Arthropoda; Insecta; Hymenoptera; Apidae
Source: the annotation of a GenBank genome assembly
AUGAAUAUUCGUAAUUGGUUGCAGGAGUUUGAAGAGAUGGCCGAACUGUGCGAUUGGACUGAUGUCCAGAAGAUCAUUUAUGCCAAAAGACAAUUACGUAGUUCAGCAAAAAUGUUUGUGUUGGAAUAUAUCGAUGAAUGGUGUAAGUUGUGUGAUGAGGAAAUAAAUAAGACUGUAUUGUAUGGUGCCAAAAAUGUGCGUGAGUUAAAAGAAAACUUUACACUAUAUGAGAUGAUGAAAGAGAAUAUGAUAGCGAAGGGUAAGCUGGUUGAAGAGAAGCUAAAGAAAUCGUCAGUUCGCAAUGAAACAGAGCAGAAGGCUGUGCGACGUUACUAUCUGUGUGGGGACUGGAAUUACUUGACUGUCCUAUGA